This is a messenger RNA of Daphnia magna, 1222 nucleotides long. RefSeq lists its product as uncharacterized. Bases 185 to 898 code for a protein of 237 amino acids. The record is from RefSeq and is a predicted model, not a curated record. Lineage: Eukaryota; Metazoa; Arthropoda; Branchiopoda; Diplostraca; Daphniidae. Gene Ontology annotation, molecular function: protein binding. The transcript is spliced from 9 exons.
AGCCAAAGAUACUACCACGGAAGCAACUACAGAAGCCAGGACUUUAGGAAUAACCGAUAAUCCGAACACCAGUGCAGAUUUCUCAGAAGUCUCAGAGGAUUUAGGAACAACCGAUAAUCCGAUAACUACAGAUCUUUCAGAAAUCUCAGAAAUAGUGUCAAAUGCCUAUGAUCAGGCAUUAACUAUGACGGAACCAACGCCGAAUAUGGAAAACAAACCUGUUACCACAGAAGCAACUAUAGAUGCUGGGGCUUUAGGAAUAACCAAUAAUCCAACAACUAUUGCAAUUCUUCCAGAAAGCUCAGAUAGCGGAAAUGUAUCAGAAGAUGAAAUCAGAGUUUUUACCAAAAUAGCCAACAAGAUAAUACAGAAAAAACUGGAAACAAUCGAGGAAAAGAUAGAUAAAGUGGUAGAAAAGAUUAAUGGCGAAGAGCAGCGUUACUCUAAAAAACUGACAAACGUUGCUUUUUUCGCUCAAAGGAACAGUAGCUUUGAUCAAAAGAAUACUAUACAGCCGUACCUCAUAAAUCGAUUAAAUGAUGGAAAGGCGUUUAACCAAGCAUCAGGAAUAUUCACAGUGCCAAUUAACGGAAACUACCAUUUCUACUUUACCGCAUUGAAGGCCAGUGCGGAGAUUUCGGGCACAAGCAUUAUCACUGUUCGGCUCUGGGCUAACAGAAAUCAGAAAGAAAAAACUGCACAAAUGUUGGCCGAAGGUCAUGUCAACUCCAACGACAUGCAUGGGUGGUUCCCUGUGAUUCUACAGGCUACAGUUAAGCUGCAAGAAAAUGACACUGUUGAGGUUGAAUUACUUGUCGGAUCCAUUCAUGAAAGUGAAAAUCUAGAACACCUUAUAACUAGUUUUGGUGGCUUUCUUGUAAGCCCUGAAAUUGUUUAACAAGACGUAGGCGAUGUCGAUUAAACACGAACUCCGAAUACCCACUAUACAUUGCGACCCCUAACAAUUUUCGUUUGAAUUUAAAACCAUAAAAAUAAAACUGCAACCUAAUAGUGUAAACAUUCCGACACAUGAUCAUCAUGAAUCGUAAUUUUUAAAAUUAUUGGUGUCACAGUACCCUUUCCCAACGGAACGCAUUGCGUCCGUGCUUCCAAAGCCAAUCAUGGACUGUACAUGAAAUUUUAGGCUUGCUUCUGGAGCACAAUCAUAUUUCUGAUGAAAUCAUUUUGGAUCAAAUCAAGCCAAUAAAAAUGAAUGUAGCAC